GCACCUUGGCAAAGCCACCGCACCUGUGCCUAAGAGAGUCGCUUGUCUGCUGCAGGAGGAGGAUGUCGCAGCGGCGCGAGCUGCCACGAGGCACACCGUGGCGGGGGGAGAGUGUAAGAGCCUCUCUGCGGAGAUAGAGGCGCGUUACAAGAUGACCGCGGCCCGUCGAGCGCAGACGGCCGAGCUCUUCACUGCAGCCUUACAAGCAGUGGAAGCGGUGCAGGACUUCAUUCGCUGCUAUCGCAGGAUUUGGGGCGCAGAGGCAAAGGUACCAAGCGACCAAUGGCUCCGGCUCCUCGAGAGCGAAGACGCGCCGGGGCUUAACAGCCUCGACUCCGAGGUGUGGAAUUCGGAUUCUGGCAGCUACCUGGCACGCCUGCUGCAGAAGUACGACUGGGCUUGGGAUGAGAAGCGGCAACGCUUUGCUUUCCAGAGCACUCCAGACGUGGAGUCCUUGGCAACGAAGCUGAAGCUGCUUUGCGGCGCCCCGCUGGUGGCCCCGAGCAGCCAAGAGCAGGAGGAUGAGGAGGACUGGCAGGACUGGGAUUGGCAAGACGCUGAUUGGACCGCCUGGUGCGGAGAGGACCAGUGGACCGAGCAGGAGUGGUGCGAGUGGCAGGAGAUGUCGGCCGAUGCGGAGAUUCCGACGGAAUGGCAAGCCAAGCAAAAGAGAUUGGAUUCGUUAGG
This is a messenger RNA of Symbiodinium necroappetens, 687 nucleotides long. NCBI's taxonomy places the organism in Eukaryota, Dinophyceae, Suessiales, Symbiodiniaceae. The record is from the annotation of a GenBank genome assembly.